This is a messenger RNA of Gavialis gangeticus (Gharial), 1506 nucleotides long. It is a transcript of the gene CD320, whose product is annotated as CD320 molecule. The transcript has 7 exons. Gene Ontology annotation, molecular function: protein binding. Bases 52 to 777 code for a protein of 241 amino acids. The record is from RefSeq and is a predicted model, not a curated record. Lineage: Eukaryota; Metazoa; Chordata; Crocodylia; Gavialidae. Gene Ontology annotation, cellular component: plasma membrane.
CCGACCACCCUGCGCUCUCCUCGUCUGCUGCUGCGUCGCGGCCGGGGGCAUAUGGCGGAUCGGCGGGUGCUGGUGCUGCUGCUGGUGCUGGCGGGGCUGCUGGUGCCCGCGCGCCUCCAGUCGUCUGCACAAGGGCCCGCGCCAUGCCCCGAGCACGAGUUCCGCUGCGCGCCCGGCGGCGCCUGCUUCCCGCGCACCUGGCUCUGCGACGGCCACGACGACUGCGACCACGGGGAGGACGAGCGGGACUGCGCGGCGCCCAGCGCAGAGGCGCCCCCGUGCGGCGCGGGCGAGUUCCGCUGUCUCCAGGGGGGCUGUGUGCCACUGCGGCAGGCGUGCGACGGGGAGCGCGACUGCGCGGACGGCAGCGACGAGAGCACCUGCAGCACCCCCGGGCUCCCGUGCGAGCCCCACCUGUGGCAGUGCAGGACCACCAAGCUCUGCCUGCCCCGGGGGCACCUCUGUGACGGCCACAGGGACUGUCCCGAUGGCACAGAUGAAUCUGCCGAAGCCUGCCAGCUCCGUGAGGCCCUGUCCUCUGUGGGGCCCAGCACAGCCAGCACAGAGACUCCAUAUGAGACCCCAGGACCAUUUCUGCAUCAAGCUCCCUUGUGGGUGAUAGCUACCUUUGUGCUCUUGAGUGUCCUGGUGGGUAUAGGCUGCAUUACUGCAUGGCGACGAUCCGAAAAAAAGAUCAGCUUCACCAGUAUUAGCCUUGAAAAAACUUCCAAGGAACAGCUCGUGCCUGCCAGAAGACCCUCAACUACGUUUCCUUGAUGGGAAGUUCCUGCCUGCAGGUUGGCUCAAUCAUCUUCGCACUUCCUGCAGAUGCUGUUCAGAUAGAUCUUGACAAGUUCUCAGGGGUUUGAUUGGGUGACAGUUGCACUAAAAUAAUUAAGGACAUUCCCCCAGCACAAGUAUAUGUACUGUGGGAAAUUGGCACUGGAGAAUCAGAAAUGACCCUUGUGGUGCUGUGAAAUCAAAUGUGCCAUGGUGAUGGCAGUUCUUGGGAUGCCAUAAUGGUUACCCUAGAGGGGAUAUUUCACAUGUUGCUUCUCACCAGAGAUUAUAGUCGUGAUAUAAUUUUACUGUGCUACAAGUCUUCAAAGUAUUACCUGGUGGCAUUAACCCAUCAAGGAGUUGAAAAAUUGACAUGCUUCCUGUGCCCCUAGGCUUUUCACUGGUGACAGGCUGAGCUUUAGUUCUAGGCACAUGAUGUGGCAUUCAGGACCUAAGCGCUCUUCACUCCCACUGAAGUUUAUGUAAGAACUGUUCUCUGCUUGUGUAUUCAGCCUAGUGUUUCCACCUUAACGCUUGGUUUCCUAGAAGUUGCCUGUUUAAUGUAGUUGGAAGAGCAUCUGAGCAAAUCUUGUCAAAACCAAAACCAGCAGGAGUCAGUUUUGUACUUCAUUGCUUUUAGCUCUUAAUUUUGGUGUCAUAACCAGUUGUUUCCUUCAUGUUAUCCCUUUCUGAAAUCAAUGCAUGCAGUAUACCAUUGGCUUUUCA